Molecule: messenger RNA, 2288 nt
Organism: Hydra vulgaris (swiftwater hydra)
Lineage: Eukaryota; Metazoa; Cnidaria; Hydrozoa; Anthoathecata; Hydridae
Product: protein adenylyltransferase Fic
Molecular function (GO): protein binding
Source: RefSeq, a predicted model, not a curated record
UUUACAAAACAAAAGGUUACAAGCAAAAAGAAUUCCCGAAGAUUUUCAAUGCGGUUGAACUUUCAUCUGUUUUAUUCUUCCAUGACUAAACCGAGCUCGUAAAACUGCGUAUAGGUCCUAAAAGUCUUAUUAUAAAUUAGUCUUAUUUUUUUUACAUUUACCGGUUACCGAUUUUUAUAACAAGCAAAGCAACUUAUAAAAAAAUUUAAAAAACAAACUAUCUGAAAAAGACAAAUAUGGUCAAAGAAUAAUUAAAUGUGGGUUUCUAACAGUAGUUUAUUUCAUAAAACUAAAAAGUUCUUAUGAUAUGAAAAACAACAGAGAAAAUGAAAUGGAGAAAAACGUUAGUAGUUUUUAUAUUACUUUCUCUUCUAUUAGUUUCUUAUGUGAUGCUGAAAGUGGGGUAUUAUCGUAUUAUAUUUUGGUUAAAUGACAACAAGUAUCCAAAUAGAACUUCUCUUGCUUUGCUAACUAUUACUGAUGAAAAACAUGAAGUAUUUGAUGCUAACACAAUAUUACAGAGGGAUGUUCAAAAUGAAGGAGUUGCAUUGGAAGCCAAUAUUAUUAUGCAAAAAGCUAUUAGUUUAUAUCAUGAAGGUGAUAAUGAAAAGGCUAUCAAGCUAUUAAAACAUUGUAAAUCUUUGAGUCCUAGAAAUCCUGAUGUUCUUAAUGCAUAUGGAGAAGUAAUAGAACCACGUGAUAUUAUAGAUGCUGAUCAUCAUUAUGCAUUAGCUCUGGUAAUUUACCCCGGUCAUCUUCGUGCAAAAGAAAACAAAAACAGAUGCUCAUCUAAGGUAAAAGCUAAAGACAUGGAGAUGCUUCAAAGAAUUGAAUCAAAACGUCUUGCGCUAACAGAAAUUCCAGAAGGAAAUGCUGCUUUAAAUAGAGCAAAACUUGAGGCAUAUUAUAGGCAUAUAUAUCAUACAAAUGGCAUCGAAGGUAAUACUUUGACUUUAUCAAUGACAAGAGCUAUUUUAGAAACAGGAAUGGCAGUUGGAGGCAAAAGUAUUUUAGAACAUAAUGAAGUACUUGGAAUGGAUUUGGCACUCAAAUAUAUUAAUGUAACUUUAAUCAAUGAACCUGGUCCAGUUAAUCUUGAACACAUUUUGCAAAUACAUAAAAGAGUAUUAGGUUAUACACACCCUCUUGAUGCUGGAUUAUACAGACAAGAGCAAGUAUAUGUAGGUGAUCACAUCCCCCCGAGCCCUUUGGAUAUGGUGAAAUAUUUAGAUGCAUUUCAAAAAUGGUUGUCGUCAAUUGAUAUUACAUUGUUGCAUCCUAUAGAAAUGGCUGCUCUAUCUCAUUAUAAACUUGUUUAUAUUCAUCCAUUCAUUGAUGGCAAUGGAAGAACAUCAAGAUUGCUUAUGAACUUAUUUCUAAUGCGAGCUGGCUAUCCACCAGUUAUAAUACGUAAAGAACAGAGGUAUGAGUAUUAUGAACUUUUACAAACUGCGAACAUGGGUGAUGUUAGACCAUUUAUACGUUUUGUUGCAAGGUGUACGGAGGAUACUUUAGAUGAAUAUUUAUCUUCUGUAACUGUGCGCCAGUUAAACUCAGACUCUGACUCUUCAGAAAACGGGGCACAAAUCAUGGAAUGUUUCAACCCAUUUAACCAAGCAUCUUCGUUAACACAAGAACAUACCUAUAAUACAAAGUGUGCAAAGCUCACUUAAUUGUUUACUUUUAGUUUUCAGUUUUUAGAUUAUCUUGGACAUUUAACUUAAUGCAUUAUUAACAUUUGGAAUGUUUUAAUUAAACCUAGCCAAAAUUUGAGAGUUUCUCAAAUAAUUUAAAACAGAUUAAAGUAUUUUUUAAAUCUUUUUUAUUUAAAAAAAUGUUGAUAGUUAAAAUAUGAAUACAUUAUUGAAAUUUUAAACCAACUGGAUUGGAUAAUAUGUGAAACCAACUGGAUUGGUUGUAUUUGUGAUCCUUAUUUAUUUGUAAAUGCUUUCUUUUUCUUCUGUUCUUUUAUUGUUUAGGUUUUUUAGGUUUUUUUAAUGAUCAUAAUAAAAAUGAAAUUUGUAUUUGUUGGUUUUUUUGGUCAUUAUUUAUUAUUAUAAUUAUAUAUAUUUAUGUAUUAUUUUUGUUCAAUUUUAUGUGUGUUAGUCUGUAAGUUUACAUGCUAUAUAUAGUAUUUAUUUUACUCCAGUAUAUGAUUGUUAUAUUAUAUAUUUGUAUAAUUAUUCUAAUUUAAGAUUUUGUAAAUGUUUUCUUAGAUUUAUUGAGAUUUUUUGUUAGCAAAAGAUUUAUCUAUAGAAAAUGUUAUUUUCAACUUUUUUGAUAUUUUA